This is a messenger RNA of Dothidotthia symphoricarpi CBS 119687, 804 nucleotides long. Its product is annotated as TIM21-domain-containing protein. Bases 1 to 720 code for a protein of 239 amino acids. The record is from RefSeq and is a predicted model, not a curated record. Gene Ontology annotation, biological process: protein import into mitochondrial matrix. The transcript has 2 exons. NCBI's taxonomy places the organism in Eukaryota, Fungi, Ascomycota, Dothideomycetes, Pleosporales, Dothidotthiaceae. Gene Ontology annotation, cellular component: TIM23 mitochondrial import inner membrane translocase complex.
AUGGCCGCUGUAUACAGACCCACCGAAGUCAUCUCGCUGCUCCGCCCGUCUCUGCUCCUCCCGCGCAUCCACCCGAGAAGAGCACCCGUCGGCCGUGCAGCCUUCUCCGCAUCGCGCAAUGCGCCAGCCACGCACAGCUCGCUCAACACCCCGUCAGCACCCCCGCCACGGAAAUCAAUCACCUUGACGGGCGACACGGGGCAGGUGCGAUGGUCUGAGCUGUCGCCGGGGGAGAAGGCGGUGCGGACGACGCAGCAGAGCUUCAACAUGGUCGUGGUCGUCGUCGGGAUAGUAGCGACGGCCGGCGUGGGCUACGUCCUCUUCAGCGACGUCUUCAGCCCCGACUCCAAAACCGCCCACUUCAACCGCGCCACCACGCGCAUCCGCGACGACGCCCGCUGUCAGAAGCUGCUCGGCGAAGGUUCACAGAUCGCUGCAUACGGCGAACCUUCCUUCUCGCGCAACGCCCGCAACCGCUUCAUCACUAGCACCGAGGACACAGACAAGUGGGGUACCGACCACCUGCGUUUUAGAUUUUAUGUCGAGGGGCCGCUGGGGCAGGGUGUCGUGAAUGUGCAUCUUGUGAAGAGGCCGAGCCAGAACGAGUAUGAGUAUGCCGAGUUAGCUGUUGAUGUCAAGGGGCAUCAAAGGAUUGAUCUCGUGGCUGAUGAGAAGAAAGACAAGGUUGCCCCUAAGAUUUUCGGGGCGCGCUGGUGGUGAGGAUGUGUGACGUAUAUACCCAUCUCCAAUUCAGACAGUCUUCAUACUAGACAAGUUCUGACUUGAAACUAUCCAUUACUUCAC